AUGAGAUAUCGACUUAUUUUAAUUCUAUUUUUGAUUUAUCUUCCAUUUUCAAAUAUGUUAUUGAUCAAUUCAACUUAUGAAACUAUAUAUCAAACAUUGUUAGCUAACAUAUCAAACUACAAUGUUUUAUUUGAACAAGCAGAAACACAAUAUAUUUCCAUUACUCCAUUUGUACCUCAAUCAUCAUCAAACUUCUCCCAAGUCCAUCAUUGGUUUCGUUUAGAUUAUUAUGGUGUUCAUGUUGUCGUUAUACAUGGUGAAUUACUCGAUCAAACCUACGAUUAUGAUGUGUGCCGAAAUUUGUUACAAUUUAGCUAUUUAUUAGUAAGAGAUGCUGGUGUAUAUAUAAUGAGUGGUGAUUCAGAAACAUAUGCCUUCAAUCUUCUUGUGAUGACGAAUCACCAACACUUUUCAUUACGAUUAGACGAUCAUACUAUUUACAGUGAGGAAGAUUUUCAACGAAGUGUUGUUCGAUUACCAUUAACAAAUAAAAAAUAUGAAUUUAAUAUUUUGCUGACAAUUUAUUAUUAUUUGUCGUUUAAUAACACAAAUCUAUAUGACUUAGAUGAACAAUCAAAUGACCUAUUGACAUUAAUUUAUUUAAAACCGUUAUCUGGGGUUAAUGACAAUACAAUGGUGUUUGAUAAUGAAGAAUUUUGUUUUAAUAAUACAUAUUUAUCAGGUUCAAAUGAUGUUAAACUACGUGUAUUAACAAUUACAUGUUCGAAAAAUGUGACAUUUUCUUGCGGCGAUGUUAAUAAAUGUUUGAUAUACGGAAAAAUAAUACCAUUUUAUAUUCAACCGAGACGAUUUGAUCCAUUUAUAAUUCUAAAACCAACAUUACAAUAUCAACUUAGGAUAGAAGAAAAUGAAGCUACAACAAUUUCACAGAGCACAUUAUCAAGCGAAUUACCAGAUGGCGCAGUAACUGACAGUACGCAACUAGCAUCACGUAGUAAUGUCGAAUCAAAACAAGUUAUUUUAUGGUAUAUUAUCUUACCAUCGAUAUCAACAUUAUAA
Messenger RNA from Didymodactylos carnosus, 1020 nucleotides. NCBI's taxonomy places the organism in Eukaryota, Metazoa, Rotifera, Eurotatoria, Philodinida, Philodinidae. The record is from the annotation of a GenBank genome assembly.